AUGUCCACUACUGUUUUUGUUGCUGGUGCCGGCGGAUACAUUGGAAAACAUAUUGUAUCUCAAUUACUUUCAAAGGGUUAUACCGUUAUUGGAUCUGUUAGAAAUGAUGAAAAGGGAGAACGUCUUGUAUCCUUGUUUGAAAAUGAUAAUUUUACCUACGUAGUAGUUGAGGAAGCGGAGGCUAAAGGUGCAUUUGACAAGCCGUUGAAGGAUCACCCACAUAUUAAAGUCUUUAUUGACACAGCAAGUCCUUUACCAAUUGGAGUCAAUUACGAAAAGCAGUUGAUUAGACGUACUUCAAAAGGAAUCAAGUACAUUUUGAGCUCAAUUAAAGACCACGGACCCAAUAUUACAAAGGUAGUGGUUACCAGUUCAAUUGCCUCGUGUAUGAAUGAAAAACAAAGUCAUGAUCCCAAUUUUGUUGUUGAUGAAAGUAAAUGGAAUCCAGAUAAACAUAGUGUUGGUAAAAAUAAUCCCACGUCGGCCUACUUUUAUGCAAAGGCAUCUGCUGAACAUGAAGCCUGGGACUUCAUGAAAAAGAAAACACAUUUCACACUUGCAACAAUUCUUCCUGGUUAUACAUUUGGUCCACAAUGUUUUGAUGAAGAUGUUUCCGAUCUUCUUGAAACCUCUGUUGAGAUUGUCACGAAAAUAUUUGAAUUAAAUAAGAAUGACCCUAUCCCCAAAGAGCUGGGAUUGUUUGUUGAUGUCAGAGAUGUUGCUGCUGCACAUAUACGGGCAUUCGAGCUAAACGAAGCUCAAAAUAAACGUUUGAUGUUAGUCUCAGAACCCUUUUCAGCUCAGGAAAUUGUUGAUAUUUUACACGAAAUGUAUCCCGCGGUUCAAUUGCCACUCGGUCACCCUGGAGACAAACCUAAUUACAAAUUCAACAAUAUCGAAACCAAAAAAAUUUUAAAUACUGACUUCCGCUCUUUAAGAUCAAGCAUAAAGGAUGAUUAUGACCAAUAUUUAAGGACUCAUGGUAUUAUAUCUUAG
This is a messenger RNA of Candida albicans SC5314, 996 nucleotides long. RefSeq lists its product as uncharacterized. The record is from RefSeq and is a predicted model, not a curated record. Gene Ontology annotation, molecular function: oxidoreductase activity, acting on the CH-OH group of donors, NAD or NADP as acceptor. Bases 1 to 996 code for a protein of 331 amino acids. NCBI's taxonomy places the organism in Eukaryota, Fungi, Ascomycota, Pichiomycetes, Serinales, Debaryomycetaceae. The transcript has a single exon.